UUGGCUUUGCGUGCAGGAGAUUUCUUUGAAACUUUCUGGGUCUGUCAAUCUGAUUCACAGAAAACUGGUUUCUUUAGCAUUGAUCAUGGCAGGAAAACGGGAGAGUUAGAAGCGUUUGUCCUCUGUCACGGAGACGGAUCUGAGGUUUGUGACGACUUGUAUGACCAGGCUUCGAGUAGGAAUGGCCAUGUCCCAGGGCCCCGCCGGCCAGUGGAGCCCGAUGGUGAUGGUGGAGGCUGCGGGUGGAGCCUUGUUCCAGGUUUCCCAUUAUUCAGUGAAACCUGCCAACCAGGAAGAGGGUUGUGUGUCCUUUGAGGAUGUGGCUGUGUACUUCUCCUGGGAGGAAUGGAAACUGCUUGAUGACUCCCAAAGGCUGCUGUACCAGACUGUGAUGACUGAGAUCUUUACACUCAUGUCCUCGCUGGGACUUACACCUUCUGGGAUCCAUGGCGUCACUCAGCUAGAGUCUUGGGGAGAGCUCUCUGUGCCUGCACUGAGAUUCCUGACUCCAGGUUGUUGGAUCAAAGUGGAGAGUGAAAUGCCCCGCUUUGAGCAGAGUCUUUCCACAGAAGGAGAUCUUAGUUCAUCCAUGCUCCAACAGCAAAUGCUGAGCUGUGCUGAGACACCCUUGCUAAGUGCAGACAAUGCAAUGAUCAUCCAGACUUCUUCAGGUCUUCUUAGGCAUCAGGUGACUUCCAGUGGUGGGGAGGCACCCAAGAGCACUGAGAGUGGAGAGGCCAUUCACGCUGAGAAGAAAACCUGCAUAUGCAGUGACUGUGGCAAAGUCUUUACUAGUACAUCUCACCUUAAUCGGCACCGGAUGAUACACACGGGAGAAAAGCCUUUUCAGUGCAGCGAAUGUGGGAUGUCCUUCAGCCAAAAAGCCUUUCUCAUUAAGCAUUUCAGAAUUCACACUGGAGAAAAACCUUUUAGGUGCAGUGAAUGUGGCAAAGCCUUCAAGCAUAAUAUCUCCCUCGUUUCUCAUCUGCGAGUUCACACAGGAGAAACACCCUUUACGUGCAGUGAAUGUGGGAAAUCGUAUAUGACCAGAUCGAACCUUACACGUCAUUAUCAAGUUCACACCGAUGAAAAGCCUUACAAUUGCAGCGAGUGUGGAAAAGCCUUUAAGGAAAAGUCCAGCCUUGUUUAUCAUGCCCGAGUGCACACUCGAGAAAGGCCUUUUCAGUGCAGCGAAUGUGGGAAAUCUUUCAGCCAAAAAGCCUUUCUCAUUAAGCAUUUCAGAAUUCACACCGGAGAAAAGCCUUUCAGGUGUAGUGAAUGUGGCAAAGCCUUCAAGCAUAACUGCUUUCUUGUUGCUCAUCAGCGAGUGCACACAGGAGAAACACCCUUUACCUGCAGUGAAUGUGGGAAAUCCUACAUGAACAGAUCAAGCCUUUUGCAUCAUUAUCGAGUUCAUACUGGAGAAAAGCCUUAGAAGUGCAGUGGAUGAGGAAAACCGUUUAAAAAAAAAAAAAAAAUUCAGCUGUGUUUAUCAUGUCUGAGUGCACACUGGGGAAAAGGCCUUCUGAAUGUCAUGAAUCUGGGAAGUGUUCAAAACAAAACAAACAUUUCUCACCUCAUGAAAGAUCAAUAAGUUCACAACAGAGGAAAUUAUUUUGAGUGUAAUGUGUGUGGGAGAUUCUUUACUGUGAGGUGUGGCCUCAUUAAACAUCAGAGAUUUCACACUGCAGCGAAGCAUUGUGAGUGCAAGGAGUGUGGAUAAGUGUUUUGCUACAGGACCUGAUUUUCUAGAAUCUAGAAGAUUCACACUGGGUAGAAUAUAUGUAUUGGGUGCAGUGAAUGGGGAAAAUCAUUUUCAUAGGCUACUGUAUGAAUAUGAACUCAAGAGAAUGCUCACUGGACAAAAGUCAAGAGUGUUUCAGAUGUGAGGAGCCUUCACCCACACCUCCAUCCUGUUGAACUGGAGAGGCCACAGUACUGGGAUGCAUCAUGAGCCCACUGACUCUAGGAAAGCCUUUGAGCAAAUGUCUGCUUAUAAUAGUAAUAUCCUACUAUCCACACAACCCAGAUAGGUUUGUGAAUGCAGAAAAUGUAGAGAAAAGUUUCAGCCAUUGGCCAACCUUGCUCCGCAUUAGGAGUGAACCAGAUUUUGAACAGAAGUCCUGAGAGUGGCCUUUCAUUGAAAGUUACUCAUCGAAUAAGAACAUUGGGACUAGAUGAAGAUUAUUGCCAUCUUCCUAUUUCCCCCAAAUUAAUACUUUCUGGGGAACUUAGGCAGCCCUGUUUUCUUGACUGUACCAGUGAGGAGUGGAGUUUCCAUGGUACUGAGUUUGAAUGGGGGAAGAGUGGCUUCCAUUAAAUAAGACAUGAUUUUAUUUUAUUUAUUUUUUAAAUGAAUGUUGUAGUUCCUGGAAUAUAUGAUUGUUUGCUGUAUAGUCUUCAUGAUUGUUGUGCUUCUAACUGUCCCCAGUUUUGUAGGGGACCAGCUCCAUGUAGCACUUUAUUCUGUCAUAUAGGAGUCCAGUCCAUAUGUUUUAGGUGUUUGCUGUCUUUUCAUGUGUGAGUAUUUUGGCUGCACAUAUGUAUAUAUAUUAAGUGCAUAACUGGUGCCCUUGAGGCUACAAAAAGGCAUUGAAUCCCUGCAACAGGGGUUACAGAUGGUUAUGAACCCACAGUGUUUGCUGGGAAUGGAAUCCAGGUUCUCUGUCAGAGCAGUAAGUGGUCUUACACACUGAAGCUUCUCUCCAGCUCCAUGUUUUAAGUUUUUAAGAAGUUACCAAAUUCUGUUCUAAGUGGCUAUGUGUUUCAUAUUUCCUUCUAGAGCAUAUCAAAUACCAGGUUCUCACAUCCUGACAUUCUGUAAGUCAUGAAGUAUUUAUUUUAUCAAUUUUUUAAAAAAAGAUUCACUUAUAUAUUAUGUAUAUGGAGUCCUGCCUGAAAGUAUGCCCACACACUAGAAAAGGGCACCAGAUCUCAUUAUAUAGAUGGUUGUGAGUCACCAUGUGGUUGCUGGGAAUUGAACUCAGGACAUUUGGAAGAGCAGCCAGUGGUCUUAACCUCUGAGCCUUCUCAUCUCUCUAGCCUCAUUUUAGAAAUUUUAUUACUUAUGUAUACCUGGAUGCGAUGGCACAGGCCUUUAAUCCCAGCACUCAGGAGGCAGAGACAGCCAGAUCUCUGUGAGUUCAGGUUCAGCCUGGUCUACAUAGUGAGUUUUUAUUUUAAAGACUUAUUUACAUUUGUGGGUUUGUAUUAUGUGCACCACAUGUAUGUCUGGUCCCUUGGAGGGCAGAGCAGGCAUCAGAGUCACUGGAACUGGUGUUGUGGAUGCUGGGAAUGGAACCAAGUUUCUCUGAAAGAACAGUAAGUGCUAUUAGUCAAUGAGCCAUUUCUCUGGCCUUACCACCCAUGUUUUGUUUGUUUGUUUGUUUAGAUAUAGUCUUACUGUGUAGGCCUGGCUAGCCUGGAACUCUUUCUGUAGACCAGGCUAUCCUAGAACACACAAGAUCUACCAUCUUCUGUGUUCUGAGUGCUGAUGUAAAGGCAUGGGCCACUGUCAGGUUCUAAAGAAACAGGGACAAAACAGCUACCUCUGGUGCCUAUUAGCAUAUCGAAGCCUUGUAAGUACCUGUUUCAGAGUCCAUGCUGGCAUCCUGGCUCCUCUCAGCUCUUCUCACCCUGUGCCCUAUCCUAAACUCCUCUAGCUCAUGAUCUACUUCUGAUUCCUGUAUAACUCUGCCAUUCAGCCAUAUGCUCUCUUCCUUUUUGGCUCUCUUGGUCCUCUUGGACCUAUCUCUUACCCCCCUCUCUUCUCAUUUCUUCUCUUGAUCUCCUAUUCUCUUCUCUCAUGGCCCAGUCUAAUCUACUGGUCAGGUUUAGUCUACUACCUUCUGUCUCUGCACUGGACUUUUCCUCAAGCUUCUGGCUGUACUUUCCCUCAUAUCUACAAUAAUACCCUUCCCCUCAGCUGGGCAGUGGUGGCCAAUGCCUUUAAUCCCAGCACUCAGAAGGCUGAGGCAGGUGAUCUCUGUGAGUUCGAAGCCAGCCUGGUCUACAGAGUGAGUUUCAGGAUAGACUCCAAAGCUACUCAGAGAAACCCUGUCUUAAAAAACCAAAAACCAAACCAAACCAAACAAACAAACAAACAAACAAAAACUCUUCCUCUCAACCAUACUUUGGAGUGGUCAUGUUCUCACUUCAUUCAGCCACACCUGGUACCCAUGUUUUUCUGCUUAUUUUCUUUUAUUGUUUGCCUUUUUUCGUUCCUUUUUGGAUCUGUGAGUUCAAGGCAAGCCUGGUAUACAUAGUGAAUUCCAAUGCUACAUAGUACGAACCUGUCUUCCCCUCCCCACAAAAAAAAAAAAAAAAAAGAAAAGAAAAA
Peromyscus californicus insignis is the source of this 4339-nucleotide messenger RNA. RefSeq names its product zinc finger protein 501-like. The record is from RefSeq and is a predicted model, not a curated record. Gene Ontology annotation, biological process: regulation of immune system process; negative regulation of transcription by RNA polymerase II; regulation of cytokine production. Bases 161 to 1435 code for a protein of 424 amino acids. The transcript is spliced from 5 exons. Lineage: Eukaryota; Metazoa; Chordata; Mammalia; Rodentia; Cricetidae.